Molecule: messenger RNA, 484 nt
Organism: Carassius carassius (crucian carp)
Lineage: Eukaryota; Metazoa; Chordata; Actinopteri; Cypriniformes; Cyprinidae
Product: transmembrane protein 100-like
Exons: 1
Coding region: 1-453 (150 amino acids)
Biological process (GO): cellular response to BMP stimulus
Source: RefSeq, a predicted model, not a curated record
AUGCCCCGAAACACGCUGACCCUUGACCCUGCGAUGCCCACCGAGCUGCUGAAAGACACCAUGACGAUCCCCGGAGCUCCAGAGAGAAUCCUGCAAGAGAAAACCAACAACAACGAGCCUCCUCAACUGCAGCCGCUGGCCAUCACCAUCGCCCUGGUCAACGAGGGGCAGCUGACGGCAGCCACCGGCGGAGCAGAGCUGUCCUGUUACCGCUGCACCGUGCCCUUCGGAGUGGUGGUCCUGAUCGCAGGGAUCGUAGUGACGGCUGUGGCGUACAGCUUCAACUCUCACGGCUCAACCAUAUCUUACUUCGGACUGGUGCUGCUCUCGGCCGGCCUGGUGCUGCUCGCCCUGAGCGCCGUUUGCUGGAAGGUGCGGAUGGAGAGAAAGAAAGAGAGAAGACGCGAGAGUCAGACGGCACUGGUCGCCCAUCAGAGGAGCAUCUUAGCCUGAUUCCACACAAGCAUGAACUCAGAAACCUUAA